Molecule: messenger RNA, 1745 nt
Organism: Sycon ciliatum
Lineage: Eukaryota; Metazoa; Porifera; Calcarea; Leucosolenida; Sycettidae
Product: translation initiation factor eIF2B subunit alpha-like
Exons: 10
Coding region: 257-1243 (328 amino acids)
Biological process (GO): translational initiation
Cellular component (GO): eukaryotic translation initiation factor 2B complex
Molecular function (GO): translation initiation factor activity; guanyl-nucleotide exchange factor activity
Source: RefSeq, a predicted model, not a curated record
CAAGAAGUGUCAUUGUGACAUUGAUAGCAAGAGCUGUUCGGUUGUUGUGCCUAUCUACUGUCUCGUCCCUCCAUCCAACGUCCGUGAUCCAAUUUUUUUAAACCCUGCUAGUGUAGCUUUACAGCCUUUAGCACUUUCCUUCUCUCAGGGGUACACGUCGCAUCGUCGCAAGGGUAUUUUCCAAAAGAAAUUAGUCCAAAUCGUACGUGUUGAGUUCAGCUCUGGCUCAGGCAAGUCAGAAAAAGUGGCUGUGAAAAUGAAGAACGAAGACGUGCUCACCGAGUUCAAGGCCAUUCUGCGCAAUGAGCCUCACAUCUCCGCCGCCGUGGCCGCCAUCAAAAUCCUCAGCCUCUACAUCGAGAGCAGUGAAGCGGGAACACUGCAAGAGUUGAACGGCGACCUGAAGGUUGUCAUAGCGAUACUAACUGGCGGCAACGUGGCCACGAUGUCGGUCGAGUCUGGCUGUGAGCUCUUUCUCCGCUUCAUUACGCUGACAUCACUAGACAAUCCGGACUUUGUUGAGUGCAAAAAGAAGCUUCUAGAGAGAGGCCGUAUGUUUAUGCAGCUGUCGUCGCACUCGCGAGACAAGAUUGCAGACCUUGGUUUGAACUUCUUACGCGACGGUGCGACAAUCUUAGUUCACUCUUACUCGCGAGUAGUACUACAGUUGAUUCUGAAGGCGUCCGCGAUGAACCGAUGUUUUACUAUUUACAUCACCGAGUCACAGCCGGACAGAUCAGGAUAUCGUAUGCGCGAUAAGCUAAAAGAACAUAGCAUUCAUGCUGAUGUCGUGCUCGACUCUGCCAUCGGGUAUCUAAUGAGGAAGGUGGACUUGGUCAUGGUGGGGGCUGAGGGAGUUUGCGCCAGUGGUGGAAUCGUCAACAAGAUUGGCACCUACCCGAUGGCAGUCAUGGCCAAGGAGUUGAACAAACCGUUUUAUUGCGUAGCUGAGAGUUUUAAGUUUGUACGCUUCCUGCCACUCAGCCAGGCUGAUCUUCCCACGGCUUCUUCGCAGGCUGUGUGCGUUGAGGAUCCGUCUCUGCCACCGUCCUCCUCCGCCAACGGCAACGUACAUAACGCCGAGUGUAACGGUGUUGCCACGGCGGCCGGUACUGCCUGGGAUCCGGCGCGCGUCAACGCCAUUGACUACACGCCGGCGGAGUACAUCACGCUGCUCUUCACCGACCUGGGCGUCCUCACGCCGUCGGCGGUCAGCGACGAGCUAAUCAAGCUCUACCUCUGAGCGACAGUCGCCCACCCGCGUGCCGUGGCAUCGUCGCGUGCUCUGACCUAAAUUGACAUGUGCUUCAAGUUCAAGCAGGGAGUAGUAAAAUACUGGUAGUUUACUACUCCCUGGCUUUCCGUGUACAUUGUACAGAAGUCGAACUGGUCCACUCUCUGUAGUCACAUUUGCACAUAUCACUAGUGUACAUUAUGUACAGUUUCAACCGGGGAGUCGUAAAAUACCGGUAUUUUACGACUCCCUGGUUUCAACCUUGUCGUCGUCGUUUAAUUGUUGUUUUUCUUGGUUUCUCGCUGUCUUUCUUAGACCUGUUUGUACAUAGGGAUGGAUGCGAUGCGCUAUUUUUUUUUUAACUGUACGAUAUCAUGUCUUGUCCGUCUUUUCUGCAGUCUUGUGUCAAAAACGUUGCUGUUAUAUUUUUUCGAUUCAAUUGGUGAUGGUCUACCGUGUGUGGAGUCGUUUGUUUUACAGGCAAAUAUGACUCGUGGUUCUCUUCGCUCGA